AUGCGGUGGACAAGCGUGCUCGCCCUAAUGGGCAUGAGUGCCCUCAUUCAAGCACAGGAUACAUUCAUCAACCCCGUCCUCUGGGAAGACCUAGCAGACAUCGACGUAAUCCGCGUCAACGACACAUUCUACUACUCCGCCUCAACAAUGCACUACUCCCCUGGUGCCCCGGUGCUACGAUCCUACAACCUCGCCGACUGGGAAUACAUCGGCCACUCCGUGCCCACACUCGACUGGGCCUCCGAUUACUCCCUCGAGAACGGUAAACGGGCCUACGUACGCGGCAUCUGGGCCUCAACAAUCCAAUACCGACCCAGCACCCAGACCUUCUUCUGGCUCGGCUGCAUCGACUCCAGCACGACGUACAUCUACACGGCCGACACGGCGGAAGGCCCCUGGAAGAAAUCCGGCACCAUCCCGUCCUGCUACUACGAUGCCGGACUGCUCGUCGACGCCGACGACACCAUGUACGUCGCCUACGACAAGUACAACAUCUCGGUCGCGCAGCUCUCCGAGGACGGUCUCAGCGAAGUCAAAAGCGAAGUCGUGUACCGCGCGCCCGACGACAUCGGAUAUCUCGAGGGCGCACGCUUCUACAACAUCAACGGAAACCAUUACAUCUGGCUCACGCGGCCUGCGAGCGACCAGUUCGUGCUGAAAUCUACCUCGGGGCCCUUUGGCCCGUACGAACUCCGCGAGGUCGUCAUCGGAGUCGAUGCCCCUGUUGCGGGAGCAGGGAGUCCACACCAAGGGGCAUUGGUCGACACCCCCUCCGGAGACUGGUACUAUAUGGCCUUCAUCGACGCGUACCCCGGGGGUCGCAUCCCGGUGCUCGCGCCAGUCGAAUGGGACGAGGAUGGCUGGCCAUCUGUAACGCUCGAUAACGGCGCCUGGGGAUCUUCAUACCCAUUACCCUCGGUAUCAACCGACAAGACCAUCACCCCGAUCCCGACCUCCUAUACAUUCGAGGAGUCGGCUCUCAGCGCAGAAUGGGAAUGGAACCAUAACCCCGACACCGAGAAAUGGUCUCUCGACAGCGGCCUGAUCCUGAAAACCGCAACCGUGACAGACGACCUCUACUCGGCUCGAAACACACUAACGCGACGCAUCCCCGGCCCGAAAUCCAGCGCUACCAUCCAUCUCGACAUAUCGAAGAUGAGCAACGGCGAUCGUGCAGGCCUUUCGCUCUUCCGAGACACGUCAGCAUGGAUCGGUAUCCGACGGGACGAGGGAGGAUCCCGAGUCAGCAUGACGAGUGGGUUGACGAUGGAUGCGAACUGGAACACGAAGUCGAAGGGUAGCGAGGAGGCCGGUACAGACAUCUCGGGGGAUGAGAUCUGGUUGCGCGCUACGAUUGAUAUCACCCCUGGAACUGAGCGAAAGGGGUCGUUUGCGUAUAGCACGGACGGGUCGUCGUUUACAGACCUUGGGGGCGAGUUGACGCUGAAUAGCGAUUGGCCGUUCUUUUUGGGGUAUCGGUAUGGGAUCUUUAACUAUGCGACUGAGGAGCUUGGGGGGCAGGUUACGGUGAAGAAGUUUGAGUUGGGGUCUGAGUGA
This is a messenger RNA of Aspergillus melleus, 1557 nucleotides long. Its product is annotated as putative xylosidase/glycosyl hydrolase. Gene Ontology annotation, molecular function: hydrolase activity, hydrolyzing O-glycosyl compounds. Bases 1 to 1557 code for a protein of 518 amino acids. Lineage: Eukaryota; Fungi; Ascomycota; Eurotiomycetes; Eurotiales; Aspergillaceae. The record is from RefSeq and is a predicted model, not a curated record. Gene Ontology annotation, biological process: carbohydrate metabolic process. The transcript has a single exon.